Molecule: messenger RNA, 1383 nt
Organism: Drosophila mojavensis
Lineage: Eukaryota; Metazoa; Arthropoda; Insecta; Diptera; Drosophilidae
Gene: fal
Product: deoxynucleoside triphosphate triphosphohydrolase SAMHD1 homolog
Exons: 5
Coding region: 1-1248 (415 amino acids)
Biological process (GO): dGTP catabolic process
Cellular component (GO): nucleus
Molecular function (GO): dGTPase activity
Source: RefSeq, a predicted model, not a curated record
AUGUCAGCCAGUUUGCUCUGUGCCAGCAGUACCCAAAAUUCGCAACCUACGCAGGUGCCCGCGCUACCAAUUCAACAGCAGCAACUGCUACUGCGACAACAGUUGCUCAGCUGCGAUGGGAAAGCAGCAGCCCCUCAUAUGCUCAUUGAGGAUGAAGUUCAUGGAGUCAUUGAGAUCCCCAGUCACAUUGAGGAGAUCGUCAAUCAUCCAAUAUUCCAGCGACUCAAAAGAGUGAAGCAAACGGGCCUGCUCUCAUUGGCCUUCAAUCCGGCGUCGACGCAGACGCGUUACGAGCACUGCAUUGGCACUUACAAAAGCGCACAGGAUCUACUGGCGGCCCUCAAGCGCAAUUCCAACUACGAGCGAGAGCUGCCCGAAUGGUGCCGUCGAUCGGUGGAGAUUGCGGCGCUGCUGCACGAUGUCGGACAUGGUCCAUUUUCGCAUUACUGGGAACAAGUUUGUGGCGAAGGCCAGUUUGAUCACGAGCUCAACGGAGUGCUCUGCGUGGAUAGAAUAUUUGCUGAUAUGAAAUGCGAACUAUUGCGAUCUCUUCGCGACGACAAUAACGGGCGCGGUGUGCAGCUGAUAAAGGCCUUGAUUUUGGAUCAAAGUGAGAUGCUCACCUAUCCAAUGCUGGGACUCGGCUACCUCUUCGACAUUAUCCACAAUAGUCGCAGCGGCCUCGAUGUGGACAAAUGGGAUUAUCUGCGGCGCGACAACAAGCGCCUGAAGCUGCUGAGCGACGAGGAUAUGCAGUUCGAUGAUGUUUUCCUCAAGGCGCGCAUUGCGCCCGAUGGCCAACGCAUUGAGCAUCGCUACGAGGACUUCCAUCUUAUAUAUAAGCUCUAUAUGGCACGCUGGCGUCUCCACAUUGGCGCCUAUCAGCAGCCCAAGGCGCUGGCCUUCGAUUAUCUGCUGGGCAAGAUUGUGCGACGCUGCCAGCCACAUCUGAUUGAUGUGCGAGCCGAUUCCAAGGAGUGGCUAGAUUUAUAUGACGAUCGUGUAAUGCAGCUAAUAGAGAGCGAUCCGCUGACCGUUUACCUGCACUCACCUGAACGUUGGAUCGAGUCGGCUCCCUGUGACGGCAAUAAUGAGGAAUGUGUAUGCGUGAGACGUAAGAAGACGGCGCCUGGCGUUGACAUGCAACCCGAUGAGUGCUAUCCGCUGUAUGGCGAUCCCAGCAAGAAGCGCAGCUUUGAGCGUCUAACUGCUCCAACCAUAAUCAGCGCUUGCUAUACCCUGCAAUAGCCAAAGCUGCUUCGCUGGGAUAGUAAACUGCGCAGCCGAAUUAAUUAAACCCACAGUUGAUUCCUUUUUAUGUUUUCUCAAUAUGUUUUUAUGUUUGCCAUAUAUUUUGUAUAUUAAUAAAUUUAAUGUGUUCAA